AUGGCUCCAUUAGAAACCUCAUCUGACACUUCUACUUCUACCUUACCUAAUAAUUUGGUUACUGUUGAGCCCUCAAACCCAUUGUACCUCUAUCCCACUGACAACUCUGGUACUAUCAUCGUUGCCGAUCGAUUCAACGGUAUGGGAUAUGGAAGUUGGAGAAGGGGAAUGUUGAUCGGUUUGUCGUGUAAGAAUAAGCUCGGCAUAAUCAAUGGGACUAUUUCCAAACCUAAUGUUACAUCUCCAUUCUAUGAGCCUUGGUGUCGAUGUAACGACAUGGUAAUUGCUUCGAUACUGAAUAGUUUGGAAACUGAAAUUAGGGAAAGUGUUAUGUAUACAGAGUCAGCUACAAAGUUAUGGAAGGACAUUGAGAAACGAUAUGGACAGCCCAAUGGGAGCAAAAUGUAUCAGAUCUGUAAGGCUCUAUCAUCUAUUUCUCAAGGAGCUUCAAAUAUUGCUUCCUACUUUUUCAGAAUUAAGAAGUUAUGGGAUGAGCUAGCAUAUUCCAUAACAUAUCCUGAUUGUGUGUGUGGAUGUAAAGAGGCGUUUCAAAAAUUGGAAGAAGAUCAGAAGCUUCAUUAG
This is a messenger RNA of Nicotiana tabacum (common tobacco), 582 nucleotides long. Lineage: Eukaryota; Viridiplantae; Streptophyta; Magnoliopsida; Solanales; Solanaceae. The record is from RefSeq and is a predicted model, not a curated record.